Penicillium antarcticum is the source of this 2607-nucleotide messenger RNA. RefSeq lists its product as uncharacterized. The record is from RefSeq and is a predicted model, not a curated record. Bases 1 to 2607 code for a protein of 868 amino acids. The transcript is spliced from 3 exons. Lineage: Eukaryota; Fungi; Ascomycota; Eurotiomycetes; Eurotiales; Aspergillaceae. Gene Ontology annotation, biological process: DNA-templated transcription; regulation of DNA-templated transcription. Gene Ontology annotation, molecular function: DNA binding; zinc ion binding; DNA-binding transcription factor activity, RNA polymerase II-specific.
AUGUCCGAAGAAAUGCCCAAUACUGGGGCUGAGGGGACUUCAGCCACUUUCGCGUCGGCCUCGGAUGCCGAGAAAAGCGCGAGAUUCGACACCUCAGGCCGAAAUGCAGCUGCACCAAAGCCGCGCAGCUGUGUGGUAUGCCGAAGUCGCAAAGUCCGCUGCGACAAGCGGGCGCCCUGCUCAAACUGUCGUCGCGCAAAUAUUGCGUGUGUCUUUCCUUCUUCUGAUCGUCCACCGAGGUGGGCCCGUCGCCUCGAUCAUUUCAACGGAGCGUUAUCGAACCCACAGGCGUCGCAUGAAGCCGGGGCGAUCGCUGAUGAAGUGAUGGAAAGACUUCGAACCUUGGAGAGCCUGGUAAAAGAUCUCACUGGUCAAUUGGAGCAGGCAAAGUCAGCCACGGGAGGGUCGUCAGGUGUUGGCUCGCCUGAAAGCUCCACGCAUGCUCGAGAGUCUGCGCAGCCACCGCAUAUAUCCCCUGCUGGGGCACAAGAUGUGCAGAAAACGUUUGGAAGACUGGUACUCCGCAAUGCCACCCAAAGCCGCUAUAUAAGCAGUGGAUUCUGGUCACGGGUCAAUGACGAGAUCAAUGGCCUGAAGAUGGACAUUCACAGUCUACCCUUGGGAGUCUCUGAUACAUCGGAUGACGAGGAGUCGCCGGGAAAGGCCCCGUCUACGCAGGAGCUUGAACAGACGCCUUCGGACCGUCACGCAUUCUUGUUUGGUCACAACUUGAACACAUUUUCUCCCAAUAUCACAAACCUUCAUCCGUUACCAUCACAGAUCCCCUUCUUGCUGGAUGUGUUCGCUGAAAAUGUGAAUAUCAUCCUCCAAAUUGUUCACCUUCCCACCAUAAAGGCAAUAGUUCGUGAUCGGCGCAACCGUGAACCGAAGGAACUCACUCCAGCCAACGAAGCAUUAAUGUUCUCGAUUUACUAUGCCGCCGUAACAUCUAUGGAGGAAGACGAUGUUAUGAUGAACUUCGGAGCCCCCAAGACUGAACUCAAUCUCAAAUACCGCCAAGGUUUUGAGCAUGCUCUUGCUAAGGCCGAUUUUCUCAACGUACCCGACCUAGUAUUGGUCCAAGCAUUCGCCAUCUUUAUUGCUCUUGUUCGCCGACACGACAGUCCAAGGUUUGUAUGGAUGAUGACGGGUCUAGCUAUCCGGAUGGGACAAGCUCUGGGACUACACAGAGAUGGAUCGAACUUUGCACAUCUGGAACCAUAUGAAGUUGAGAUGAGGCGGCGAACAUGGUGGGUGCUAUGCCUAUUGGACGUGAGAGCAUCCGAAAAUCAAGGGUCCGACUACACCAUCACAAAUGCUAGUUUUGACACCAAACUACCAAUGAACAUCAAUGAUGCUGACAUUGCUCCGGGAUCGAAAAAAGUGCCGCAAGAGCACUAUGGUUUGACCGACAUGUCAGUUGCGCGUGUCACCUUUGGGAUAUGCCAGGUCACAAUGCAGAUGAUGUCCCACGGCUUCAAGGACAAGGCACCGAGCCUGGAUGAACAGAGCCGCCUAUUGCAUCAAAUUUACCAGACCCUUGAAGAAAACUUUCUACAAUAUUCAACUGACUCUGUAAACAUCACAUAUUGGGUGAUAGUUAUCGUGGCGCGCCUUACCAUGGCCAAGAUGACCUUGCUUAUCUAUUUGCCUCUGCUUUUUUCUGCUGUCGAGGAUGAACUUGCCGGAGAGCUCCGGACAAAAUUCUUGAUAUCGGCAAUUGAAGUUGCAGAAUACAAUCAUGCUCUGAACAACGAAGAAUUGUGUCGCCACUGGCGAUGGGCGUUUCAGACCUACACACAUUGGUACUCCAUUGUCUACAUGAUGAUUGAGAUCUCGCGGCGCCCAUGGUCGCCCAUUUCCGAGAGAGCUUGGGUGGCUCUUCACAGCGUUUGGCUUAUCCCCAAUCAGUCCCAAAUGAACAAAAGCCUCAGAAUCUGGGUUCCGCUGCGAAAGCUCAUGAGCAAAGCAAGACAACACCGAGACAUGGAGUUCGAACGCUUGAAAACUGACUAUCUCGCUGCCGAGCAGCUAAAGAGGGAGUACCGAGAUCUACCAUUGCCCUCGAGUACCGGGCCGUUCCCACCCGGGUCCAACUCGGCAGAUCUGUUCCUUGAGCGAUGGCGCCAGCUUGCUUCAAACACAGUCAACGGGAUUGAUAAAAAUCCACGGCUUAGCUCUUAUAGCCUGCCCCAAACAAGUUCGGAGUCCAUAGCCGCUGCUCAACGCGCUGAUUCCAGUUCCGGACUAACCCUUGAGCCAGAUUGUCUUGGUAGUGGCACUUACUAUGCCGAGAAAGCUGUGCCAGGUACCACCUCUCAUGGACUCACUCCGGACAUGUUGCAAGAUACAAACAUGGGGACUGAAGCUGAGCAGCAUACUGUCUGGGCGCACAGCUCAUUUACACUGCCCGAACAAGUGGCAGCGGGUGCGGAACAGAACAUUAAUCCUUGGCUUUGGUCCGAUGGACAUGCAACUUCCGAGUCUGGAAACUUCCAUGCAGACACGGUUGAUAUGAAUAUUGAUAUUGAUGGAGAAGUAAACUGGUAUAACUGGGUCGAAUCCGCACAGGAGAUGGGUUUGGACGGAGAACCUGGUCGUCGCUAA